This is a messenger RNA of Eimeria mitis, 354 nucleotides long. RefSeq lists its product as uncharacterized. Bases 1 to 354 code for a protein of 117 amino acids. The transcript has a single exon. The record is from RefSeq and is a predicted model, not a curated record. NCBI's taxonomy places the organism in Eukaryota, Apicomplexa, Conoidasida, Eucoccidiorida, Eimeriidae.
AUGUCUUCUCCCCUCAACGGGGUAGCAGCAGCAAGCUGCUGCAGACUCUUAACAGCAGCAGACAACGAACGGGGCCCCCCAGCAGCAGCAGCAGCAGCAGCAGCAGCAGCAGCAGGGGACGAGGGCCUCCCCCCCAGCAUAGCAGCAGCAGGCGAUGAAGAGGGGGGGCCCCCCUGCACAGCAGCAGCAGACGAGGAGAGGGGGCCCCCCAUGGCGUCAAGGGGGGCCCCCGGGCUGCUGAGGGGCUCGCGGGGGCCCCAGAGCCUUGCUGCUGCAGUUGGCGGUGCUGCAGCAGCAGCAGCAGGAGGAUCAAAGGCAGACAAAAUAUCAGCAGCAGCAUCAGCAGAAGAAUAA